Chanos chanos (milkfish) is the source of this 1018-nucleotide messenger RNA. Its product is annotated as akirin-2-like. Gene Ontology annotation, cellular component: nucleus; chromatin. NCBI's taxonomy places the organism in Eukaryota, Metazoa, Chordata, Actinopteri, Gonorynchiformes, Chanidae. The transcript is spliced from 5 exons. The record is from RefSeq and is a predicted model, not a curated record. Gene Ontology annotation, molecular function: transcription coregulator activity. Gene Ontology annotation, biological process: positive regulation of transcription by RNA polymerase II; positive regulation of innate immune response. The coding region runs from base 318 to 854 and encodes 178 amino acids.
CGUACUUUGCGAGGAAUUUCGUAUCUGAAUUAAAUCCGGAUUCAUCGCUGAUUUUCCUUACUUUUGAGAAGCCAAAAUAAGAAACGAAAUGAUUUAAAGGCUCCACUAAUUCAUGAUCUGCAUUUUGAGGAGAAGGCGUUUUGAAUUUUUGAGAAAAACGAAGUUUAUUGUUUCCACUUCAGCAGUCCUCCCUUGAGAGCAGAGACGAAAGCUGUCGCCACAGUAGGAGUUUAGCAGUUUUGAUUUAUUCUGCUUCAAGUUGCCUGUGGAUUAUUCGUUUUCACAUCAUUUAAUUAAAGCAAGGUACAUUUAACACAAUGGCUUGUGGGGCUACACUUAAAAGGACUAUGGAUUUUGAUCCUUUGAUGAACCCGGCGUCCCCAAAGCGAAGACGGUGCACCCCUAUGUCGCCGUCGGCUUCCACUUCUUCCCCACAAAAAUACCUACGUAUGGAGCCCUCACCAUUUGGAGAGGUUUCUUCAAGACUCACGACAGAGCAAAUCCUGCACAACAUCAAGCAAGAGUAUAAACGCAUGCAGAAGAGGCGGCAUCUGGAGAACAGCUUUCAACAGACAGAGGGAUGCUGCGCCUUGGAUUCGCACAGUGGCUCUUCCCUGCUAGGCAUGUCCUCUGGAGCCACUUCUCCAUCUAGAAGAGAGCAGCCAUUAUUCACUUUAAAACAAGUAGGAAUGAUUUGUGAACGUCUUCUCAAGGAAAGGGAGGAGAAAGUGCGCGAGGAGUACGACGAGAUCUUAACCUCAAAACUGGCAGAACAAUACGAUGCUUUUGUGAAGUUCACCCACGAUCAGCUGAUGCGACGAUUCGGAGAGCAACCUGCUAGUUACGUUUCCUGAGUAAGAUUCAGUCGUCCGGGUCUCCAGUUUCCUCGUUCCGUUGCUGCAAAUUGUUCCAAUGAUUCUCCAAAAGCGUCAGUGCCACAGACUUUGGGGAGGGGGUCUCAUUGGACCUGUAGCAGUGCCAUAUCUCCCUUAAGGGCAUAGUCUUGCCCCAAAGCCUU